Medioppia subpectinata is the source of this 327-nucleotide messenger RNA. The record is from the annotation of a GenBank genome assembly. Lineage: Eukaryota; Metazoa; Arthropoda; Arachnida; Sarcoptiformes; Oppiidae.
CGGUUUGUACGUAAAUUUUUGUCUGCUAUCGACAACGACCCUGCUGAAGAUUUGGCAAAAGACCCAUGUUACGCUAAGAGUUAUCUUGAUGCCGACAAGUGUGUUGCGAAAAAAGUGCCCGAUUAUGACCCCGAGUGCCCUUUUGUAGAGUACAGGUGUUGUAUAUUGUGGUUGGGUUUAGAUUGCCUCAGGGAUGCUGGGAAGACCGAUUGUACGGCACCUGAGGCCGAGACUAUGGGCACAAUUGAAGAUCAAAUGAUUGCAUUUAUGAAUGAAAAUCAAUGCGAAACUUAUAAAUACGUGAAAGAUAUUAAAAUUUGUAAAAUA